Ochotona curzoniae (black-lipped pika) is the source of this 2174-nucleotide messenger RNA. It is a transcript of the gene LGALS3BP, whose product is annotated as galectin 3 binding protein. The transcript has 6 exons. The coding region runs from base 125 to 1894 and encodes 589 amino acids. Gene Ontology annotation, molecular function: protein binding. The record is from RefSeq and is a predicted model, not a curated record. Gene Ontology annotation, cellular component: membrane; extracellular matrix. NCBI's taxonomy places the organism in Eukaryota, Metazoa, Chordata, Mammalia, Lagomorpha, Ochotonidae.
AAAGUAAACACAGUUCCCCAGAGCAUUUCCUAGAACCGCCUGAACUCACUGUACUGGGGAGGCUGCAGUCUGCACGUUAGCCACAGGAGCCAGCCCCAGCAGGGUCGGGGCUUCCAGCCAGACCAUGUUUCUGCCGUGGCUCUUCUGGGCGUGGCUGCUGCUCGCAGGGACACGAGGCCAGAAGGAUGGGGACAUGCGGCUGGCCAACGGGGACUCGGCCAACAAAGGCCGCGUGGAAAUCUUCUACCAAGGCCAGUGGGGGACCGUGUGCGACAACCUCUGGGACCUGACUGAUGCCAGCGUGGUCUGCCGUGCCCUGGGGUUUGAGAAUGCCACCCAGGCGCUGGGCGGAGCUGCCUUCGGGCAAGGAACAGGUCCCAUCAUGCUGGACGAGGUCGUGUGCACGGGCACGGAGUCCUCGCUGGCGGAAUGCAGAUCCCUGGGCUGGCUGAGGAGCAACUGCAGACACAAGCAAGAUGCCAGUGUGAUCUGCACCAAUGAGACCAGCAGUGCGCACACCCUCGACCUCUCCGGGGAACUCUCCUGGGCCCUGGGUGAGAUCUUCGACAGCCAGCGGGGCUGUGACCUGUUCAUCCAGGUGAGGGGGCAGGAGGAGGAGGAGCAGGCCGUGUGUGCCCACACGCUCAUCCUGGCGGCCAAUCCCGAGGCCCGGGCCUUGCAGCAGGAGCCGGGCAGCAACCUUACCAUGAACGUGGACUCCGAGUGUUUGCCCCAAGUGCAAGACUUCCUCAGGUACCUGUACUCCCGAAGGAUUGAGGUGACCUUGACGUCGGUCAAGUGCAUGCAUAAGCUGGCCUCCGCCUACGAGGCCCACCAGCUGCAAGACUUCUGCGGGCGCCUCUUCGCCAAGCUCCUCCCGCAGGACUCCUCCUUCCGAACCCCGCUGGACCUGUACGCCUACGCGCUGGCCACGAAGGACGCUGUGCUGGAGGAGCUGUGCGUGCAGUACCUCGCCUGGAACUUCGAGGCCCUGACGCAGGCCGAGGCCUGGCCCAGCGUCCCCGUCGCCCUGCUGCGGGAGCUGCUGGCCAGAAGCGAGCUGGCUGUGUCCAGCGAGCUGGCUCUGCUGCAGGCUGUGGAUGCCUGGAGCCGGGAGGCAGGCUCAUCCCCCGAGCAGGUGGCAGGCCUGUUGGAGGCCGUGCGCUUCCCGAUGCUGCUGCCCACGGAGCUGUUCGAGCUGCGCUUCAACCUGUCGGUGUACAGCAGCCACGAGGCGCUGUUCCGCAGGAAGAUGCUGCAGGCGCUGCAGUUCCACACGGUGCCCUUGAGGCUGCUGGCCCGGGACCAGGGCUUCAACCUCACCGACGAGGCCUACAUGCCACGGCUGUACACCUCGGCCACCUGGAGCGCCUCGGUCUCGGCCGGCUCCCCGGUCUCGGCCGGCUCCCCGUGGGGCCGCAGGGACCCCUACCUGACCAGGGGCUAUUCCCUGAGAUACACUGCUGUCCACAGGCCCCCACGUAUCUACAGCACCUCUUACUACCCCUCGCUGUCCUUCCAGACCCCACCGCACCCCAGCUUUCUCUUCCGGGCCAAGCUGCUCCCCUGGUCCCUCGCCUACCUCCCCAGCGUCCAGCGAUGCUGGGACUUCGGCUUCUCAUGCUCCGCUGAGGAGCUGCCCGUCCUGGGCCUCACCAAGGCCGGCUCCUCCGACCCCACCAUUGGCUACGAGAACAAAGCCCUGACCAUCUGCGGGGGGCGCCUCAUAGUGGACGUCACCGACUUCCAGGACGCCAAGGCCCCCCUCCCCAGUGCAACCAGCACCAACAGCUCCCGGAGGGCCUCCCCCUUCUCCUGCCCCUCGGGGUCCUUUAGUAGCUUCAAGGCUGUCGUCCGCCCCUUCUACCUGACCAACACCACGGGCGUGCACUAGCCGGCCAGACCCCCCGCCGGGUGGGUAUGGGAGUGCCACAGGUGCCCCCUGUGUCCAUGCCUUCCUGCACUGCCAGUCCUGGCCACCAGGUGUCCCCGUGCCUUCACUGUGCACCUCCUCAGCUUGAAGAAAGUACUAGAAGUUUCCUGCCAGGGCUCCCCGCCCAGAUCUGCAGCUGCCUGGCCCGCUUCCCCCGUCCCACCACCACCUCAGGUCCCCUUCCUGAAGUGCCCACCUCGUGGUCUCUGGGCUGAGUCAGUAAAGCCGUCCCUAGCUCUCC